This is a messenger RNA of Corythoichthys intestinalis (scribbled pipefish), 13394 nucleotides long. It is a transcript of the gene rp1l1b, whose product is annotated as rp1 like 1b. Gene Ontology annotation, biological process: intracellular signal transduction; retina development in camera-type eye; photoreceptor cell development. Bases 187 to 11028 code for a protein of 3613 amino acids. Gene Ontology annotation, cellular component: axoneme. The transcript has 4 exons. The record is from RefSeq and is a predicted model, not a curated record. NCBI's taxonomy places the organism in Eukaryota, Metazoa, Chordata, Actinopteri, Syngnathiformes, Syngnathidae.
CAGACGCUCACGACGGACACUCAAACGUCUUGUGGAAGUUUUGGGCUCAUAUUGCAUCGCUCAUUUCGGGAUUAGCGGCAUGGAGCAAUCUAGGAUGAUUCAAGGGCUGUGCGACCUCUACAGAAGAGCCCGUCGACGCUCGAAGAUGUCGGUCAACUGAUCCGCGAGGAAGGCCGACGAUCAGCCAUGUCCUCCCACAAACGCAGCUUUCAAUGCUUUAACGCCGUCCCGGCUUCCCGCAAGCACGGCGCCUGCAGGCUCCCUCGCAUCCCCCGCCCGGACGCCGGCGACUCGGCGGACCACUACCUGUGCUCCGAGUGUCGACACGCGCGGGUCUUGGAAGCGCUGCGCUCGCAGGUGUCUCCGCCGUGUCCCUACGAGCACCUCCUUCACCACUGCCACCGGCGGCCGAGCAGGCCCGACGAGCCCCCGCCUCGCGCCAAACGGCUGGUCUUGGUCAAGAACAGCGAGCCGUCCUUCAGGAAAAGCGUCGCACUUCAGCGGAAGGGCCUGAGGAGCUUUGGUCUGUUCCUCGAGGAGGUCUCGGAGCUCAUGGGCUACCACGUCAGGAAGUUGUAUACCCUGGACGGACACAAGGUGGAAAAUGUUCAAAGCGUCAUCCACUGCCCCAAUGUUCUGGUCUGCGUGGGACGAGAACCUACCCAUCCCUCCAUUUUGGAGAGAUUUCGUAAAACCGACGACGAGAAGCUGCCAAAGCUGAACGCCAAGGCAGGAUCGACUGUUGACAACGGAAAUGGAGUUCAAACAAAACUAACAUCCUCCAACAAAUCCAUGAGGAAUUCAGUGUCUUCUGAUAAAUCACUUCCGGAUGGAAACGAAUCUCCGGAUGAUGUCGGUUCUGCACCGCCUACCGCUGAAGGAACGCCUGAGGAUGAUGUCGAAAAACUAGUCCGCGUCAACAAAGACGGAAGCUUGUCCAUGAAGAUGAAAGUCCGCUUCCGGCUAGACAACGACGAAACCUUACUUUGGUCCACCGAAUUGAGAAAAUCUUCCAAUAAAGCCAUCGAGCACUCCGAGGAGCUAGCUAGCAACCGAAACUGCUCCGAGAACUUUUCCAGCCACCAGCCGGUGGAAGCGUAUGUGACGAGGCGCCACCAGAGGAACUCACAGUGCUCUCGCUAUGCUCACGCCUACGAUAUCUGGACGAACACAGGAGGCACGCAGGGAGAUAGUUGCGGCGUUCCGACCUCCAGCUCGAGUGCCUCCUCGUACACGGUGGUCUCCAGGAAGACCCUGGUUCAGAGAUCGAGCGAAGAACAAGUGGUGGAGCAAGAAACAUGUGUUGAAGCCUCUGAAAGCAUGGAGUACUGCACCAUCCGUGCUAAUUCCGAGCAAAAAGAAGACCCUGGAGCUGCUAGUAAUAGUGACAACGCAUCACCGAGUGUGACAAGACCACAUUCACAAAGUGAGAAACCCGAUCAGGAGGAACCCACAGAGGGUGCUGGACCAGAUUUGUCAAGAAAAUCGUCAUCAGCAUCCGGUGACACAAAGUGUUCUGGCAAGAUUAGAAAAUCUAAAAAGUCCUACGCCUGUUACUGUGCAACAUCCAAGGAUGAUCGAGAAAUGAAUCCAGAGGAAUCGGAGAAAGUGGAAAGACAACAGAGUGCCACGUCGGAGAACUCAAAAGAUGAAGAAGGGAAACGAUCCAAAAGUGCCAUGUCAGCUCAAUCAAAUGCCUCAAUUAAAAACGAACCAGAUGUCUUAGAAGGUGACGAAAGACCAUCGACUCAAACGUCAGUCCAGUCUGAGGUACAAAGUGAACAGUGUCAAUCAGAAAAGCAAACUGCUGAAGAAAGACCAGCAACGGGUCAAUCUUCUAAAUCCAAGACAUCAGCCACAUCACGAAGUUCAGCUCAUAUGGAUGAGGAAGAACAUGCCACAGAAAUAGAUGAAGAACCAAGUGAGAGCGGGAUUGGACAAAGAACACAAAGCCAAACGUCUGGAUCGAAAACACCCGAACAAGGUGAAUCCAUGAUAACCGAAGAGGUACAAGACAGACCGUCAAGUGUCCGGUCCUCUGUGUCAAACGUUAGUGAAGUUACUCAAGAAAGAUCCGCAAGUGCCGUGUCAGCAACAUCUGGAAAGUCAAAAACCUCUGAACUUGAUGGAGAUGUGAACUCGGUUGUAUCCUCGACAUUAAACGUGAGGUCCAGACAAUCGAAAACCCCCGAUGCUGAUUACGUGUCAGAUACCACAGAGGCAGCUGAAGAUAGACCGCAAAGUGCAAUCCCAUCUGUAAAAUUGGCAAGUUCUGGCCAAUCAAAAUCAUCUGAACAGCCAGAUGGAGGAGUCGACAACGAGGGCGGUAUUGACGCAGAAGUCGAGGAGGAAACACCCGGUUCUGAUGAAGUCAAGGAACAUUCUAGCAACCAGAGUGACUCUGAAGCAAGGCCUCAAAGUGCCGUGUCAGGAAAAACAACAAAAUCGGAAUCUUCUGCAAUAUCCAUCAAGUCUAAAGCUUCUGAACAACAAAACUGCAGCAAUGUCGAAACAGCAGACAGGGCAGAAAGUGUCAUUUCUGCUAAAUCAGAUUUAUCUAAAAGAUCUUCAAAAGCCGAAGUAUCUCAGGAGGAAGAUACCUGCGAAGAAGAAAACUUGAGAUCGCCAAGCAUCCUGUCAAUUAAAUCUGCUAAAUCGAGCGUCUGUUCAAAGUCGAACGAGGACGAGCGGGAACCCAGUGUGAAAUCUGAGCGAUCAGCUACGUCGGCCAAAUCGAAGCGUUCUGCUAAAUCAAGUGCAUCCAAAGCCAGUGAGGUUCCAGCUGUGGAGUCUCCACUGAACGGUCCUUCAAGAGCGACAAGUGCCAUGUCAGCAAAAUCCCACAUAUCAGUAAAGUCAAGCAAAUCUGGAGGUUCUACUAAGGUUCCUGCAGAAGACCAAUCGCACUGCUCUGAGGACAAAGAACCCGAACAAACAGAAGAAAGACCAUUAAGCUGCACAUCUGCUCAAUCGAUACAGUCCCACAUUUCAGCUGAGAGAUCGGCCAGUGCUUUGUCGGCAAAAUCUGCAAGAAAAUCUGCUAAAUCAAACGCCUCAGAAAUUAGCGUUCCCGACGAAAAUGUGGGAGAGGAACGUGACCAAAGAGGUCAGAGUGCAAUGUCAACCAAAACUGCCAACUCAACCCAUUCUCUGGAUCCCGAUGCAGAAGACAAUGAAGAGAGGGCACUAAGCAGCAAGUCAGUUCAGUCAGGAAGAUCUGCAAAGUCAGAUGUUUCAGCAGCAGCCGCCUGCGUGAAUGAUAGGAUUUCUAAUCACGGAGCUGAUUCUCCACUUGAGGAACCAAGUGAGCGCAUAUCAAUAAGCUCAUUAUCCGUUAAAUCAAGUAAAUCAGAUCGAUCCGGAAGGUCAAAACACUUAUCUGAAGUGCCAAGACCAAAGUCACAUGCUUCAGAGACAUCCAGUGUGUCAAAGGCUGUAACUGAAGAAGUCCAAAGUGUGAUUUCUGACCAUCGAGCUGAUUCUCCACUUGAGGAACCAAGUGAGAGCAUAUCAAUAAGCUCAUUAUCCGUUCAAUCAAGUAAAUCAGCUCGAUCCGGAAGGUCAAAACACUUACCUGAAGUGCCAAGACCAAAGUCACAUGCUUCAAAGACAUCCAAUGUGUCAAAGGCUGUAACUGAAGAAGUCCAAAGUGUGAUUUCUGAUCAUGGAGCUGAUUCUCCACUUGAGGAACCAAGUGAGAGCAUAUCAAUAAGCUCAUUAUCCGCUCAAUCAAGUAAAUCAGCUCGAUCCGGAAGGUCAAAACACUUACCUGAAGAGCCAAGACCAAAGUCACAUGCUUCAGAGACGUCCAAUGUGUCAAAGGCUGUAACUGAAGAAGUCCAAAGUGUGAUUUCUGAUCAUGGAGCUGAUUCUCCACUUGAGGAACCAAGUGAGAGCAUAUCAAUAAGCUCAUUAUCCGUUCAAUCGAGUAUAUCGGCUCGAUCUGGAAGGUCAAAACACUUACCUGAAGAGCCAAGACCAAAGUCACAUGCUUCAGAGACGUCCAAUGUGUCAAAGGCUGUAACUGAAGAAGUCCAAAGUGUGAUUUCUGAUCAUGGAGAAGAAUCUCCACUGGAGGACCCAAGCGAGAGCAUAUCAAUAAGCUCACUGUCCGUUCAAUCAAGUAAAUCGGCUCGAUCCAGUAGGUCGAAACGCUCAGCUGAAGUGCCUAGGCCUAAGUCACAUGCUUCAGAGAUAACUGAAGAAGUCUCCAGCAGAACAGCGAGUAAACUAUCUGCCAAAUCUGCAAAGUCUAUCCAUUCCAAAGUCUCAGCGGAAGAAAACACGUCAGAUCACAAUCAAGCAGAGAGAGCGUCAAGCAAUGUAUCAAUCAGAUCGGCAAAAUCUGAAGUUGUAUCUGAAACAUCUAGAGACAUUUCUGAGGUCGUGAGUGAACAGAGCGUGGAAAUUUCCGAAGUUACGAAUGAAGAACGAGUGACUUCAGGGCAAUCGGUUGCGUCAGAUCGAUCAAAAGAGUCCAAACCAGCUGAAGAAAUCUCUGAAUGCACUGAAAGUGAUUUGGUCCAAUCACAGGCUUCAGGAGUCACUGAAGAAGUGUCUGACUGUCUUGUGACUUCAGAAAGAGUUGCUAGCUCCUUGUCUGCAAAGUCAGUUACGUCCGAGCACUCUGCAAAGUCAAAGACAUCCGCGAUUUCUUCAUCACCUAAAGCCAAUGAAACGGAAUCAGAGAAUAACGGGGAACCUGAAGAGAGAGCAGCAAGCAAAGCAUCUGCAAAGUCAGACAGAACAAAUGUAUCUGAAUUACUGAGUGCAUCUGCUUGUGAGAUUCCUUCAGAAGAAAAUGCUGAGAAUGAAGAGGAAAUAACACAGAGGCCUCGGAGCGCUGUAUCAGCUAAAUCGUCCAGAUCUGCCAAAUCAGCAAAGUCAAAAUCCUCACUUACAGAGCAUGAAAACGAUGACAACAUGGAGAGAGCACCAAGCAAUACCUCUGGAAAAUCAACUAAAUCCAGGAAGUCAAAUUCUUCAGCCGUAUCAAAAAAGUCUAAAACCAUUGAAGAUGUUUCUAAUGUUGAUGACUCUGAAGGAAGAGCAAAGUCUGCUGUCUCAUUGUUGUCUGGCGCCUCCAAAUCAUCUUUACAACCUCCAACUGAAUGUGAAGGAGAAAGUGAAGAAGUAAGAACACACAGUGCGAUGACGGGCAGGUCAAAGACAUCAAAUGUAUCGGACAGGACCCGCGUUGAAGAAAAGCAGGAGACGUCAGGUGCGUUGUCAGUCAAAUCAAAUCGGUCUUCAAGAAGCAGAAACUCCGGAAAAGCCUCGAGUGAACCUCGUGACGCAUCUGAUACAAGAACUAAAAGCGUAAUGUCAAAUGUGUCAGCCAAAUCCAAAAAGUCAGAUGUUCCUGUCGUGGCAGUUGAGGAAUCUGAACACAGAGCAUCCACGGCCAUGUCAUCCAAGUCUAAAACAUCAGCAACAUCUGAAGUUCUGGAAAUGAAAAGCAAAGGAUCAGCAAAAUCUGUCAAAUCCAAGAAAACGGAUGCUUUAGAGAAUGAAGAGGAUGAAAACCAAGCAAAAUCUAUCCCUGAUAUUUGCGAGACUCAAGCCAACGGAGAUGAGAGCGCUGAGCAAGAACCGAAUGGUCCUAAAGACGCUGUAGACAAGCCAACGGAAACUGACGAGGAUGCUCUUGUUCCGUCGAGCCUGCCAAACGCUUCCCUAACGGAAGUCGUCAACGAGUGGCUGAAUAAAAUACCGCCGGAUGGAGAGCUGUUUGAUAUGGAGGAGCUCAAUAGCAACGUGGUAGAAGAAAUCAACGGCGACUCUACAGCUGAGAAUAACAUAAACGGACUGAAUGACGAGAGUGGCGUUUCUGACAAUGAAUGUCAGAAAACAUCAGCGGAAUCAAAAGCUGAAAAUCGUGGGGACGUUGACGCAAAGAUAUUUCACUCUACAGUUCAGGUGAUGAAAGUCCUACUCAACCCAAAGCUCGACAGAUGCAACAGUCUACCAGAGGUUUCUCCUGCGUACGGACGAAAACUAAGCACUUCGGCCACAGGUCUCUUUGAUUGCCUCGCGAAGUUGCAGUUAAUAGACAGCGACCCUAAAAACGCAGAUGAAAAAUGUGAGCGAUACAAAGCGCUCAUGGACAUUCUUCGGUCUCUGUGGCUUUGCGGCACGAUAGAAAACGAAGUUGUGUUAGAAGAAAAAGCCGACCGGCACUCUGACAAGGAUUUUAAUCACGGAUCGUCCUCUGGCGUGGAUGUUAACAGCGGCUCCACAGGUUCUGGAAAGAGCAGCGAUGGUAGAAACCAACCAAAAAACCUUGCAGGUACACAAGACAAAGCACAGGAAGUCCACCAGAAUGAAGAAGCAGGUGGAGCAGAAGAAGAACAAACACAAGAAGGCACCCCAAAGGAAGAUCCAUCAACCAAUGAGACUAUUAGAAGCAACGACAGUCCACGAGAACUCUGUGACAGCCCAUCAUCUACUAACAAGUGCUCAGAAACUGGUCAGAGGCUUGAAACAGACGCCGUUUCUGAGAGUCCAGUACUGUCGAAUAAACAGCCAUCGCAAGACCCCGAUCCUGUGUGGGUCCUCAGUUUACUAACCAAAAUAGAAAAGCAGUUCAUGACUCAUUACGUCAAUGCGAUGAGCGAGUUCAAAGACCAGUGGAACAUCGAUGAUAACGAGCAGUUUGAUGUGAUGAUAAGCGAACUUAGAGAUGAAAUUCACAGGCGCAUUCAAACGAGUAUAAACAGAGAACUGGGUAAGAUUAAAGGUCGGGCAGGCCUGCCGAGACCACCCAAAGAAGCAAAGUCCAGACCUUCGACCACCCAGACUGAUGAGAGGAGACGAAGGCUUAGGAUGAAAACCAGACGGUCGGGCAGGAGUGAUGAUUCGGCGACGAGCAGCAUUUUUAGCGACCUGCGUGGUGAAAACGAGGACGAAAACUGCCCAUGCGACUCAUGCAUUAAUAAGAAACUGUCACGGGGGACUCGACUUCCGGCAGAAAUACUGAAUACUGCCCCAGUUCUCAUGGACUUUGAUUUAAAGAAGAUUCUUCAGAUGAGAAAUGAUGAUCCUUCUGAGGAAUUUCUAGCCAACAGUCAAGCAAAAGCAGCAGCAGCAUCACUUGUUGGACAGAUCCUCGAUCACGCUGUUAAAGAAGCAGUGGAAGAUGAUGUAAAUGAGACGGACGAUAUGUUUGCAGAACCAGAAAAAGAAACUGAAGUCGAAGAUAAAGAUGAAGAGGCCAUUUCUGAAAAUGAUCCAUCAAAAGAUAGUGAGUGCGCAGUCUCGUGUGCAGCUGAAGAUGAAGAUCAAGCAAAGGAACUGGCUGUUGAAGACAUGUUACAAGAACUUGAAGAAGAUGGAGAUGAUAAGGCCAAUGAAACUCCUACUUGCAGUGGGGAUGAAAGUGAUGAUGCAUCCACCAUGAAGGGCUCAAAUACUGAGGAUGAGGUACAGGCUGAAAAUGUGAUGACUGAGGAAGCUGGAGAUGAUGAAGAUCCAGCGCAAGAAGAUGCAGAGGCCGCUGUAUCUAUGGAAGAUGAAGAAAGAGGAAUUGAAGCUGAAAAGGAGGAACCUCCUGGUCCAAGUGCUGAUGAGAAUGAUGACCCAGCUACCACGAAUGAAUCAAAUGAAGACGACGAGCCGGACAAGGAUGAAGAUGCACCACAAGAGGCCACUAUCACAGCUUCAGAGGAAGAAAAGACACAAGAAGAUGAAGACGGGGCAGAAGAUGUCAAGAACUCAAAUGAAGAUGCAAAUACAGACGAUGAGGUUUCUGCGGCUGAAGAUGGAGAAGAUGAAGUUGUAGAACUAGAGGUCGCCACGGAAUCUACAGGUGUAAAACAAUCUGAGGCUGACGAAGAAGAGGAAAAAAAGUCUCCUGUUACGAAUGGAGAUGAUAAUGAUGCUGAGGUUCCACAAACCACCGAAGAUGAUGAUGCAGCAGCCGCAUGUGAACAGGAAGAAGCAGGAGAAGAGGACGAUGGUCAAGAGGAGACUCUUGCUACAAGUGGAGCUGAAGAUGAAGAUGCUGUAGCAGAUGAAAUAACGGAUGAAGAGGUUCCCGAAACCGCCGAAGAUGAAGAUGUAGCACCAGAGACGGCUUCCAUUAAAGGUGAAUCUGACGAAGGAGAAGUGAGUGGUGAAGAAGAGCCUUCUGCCACAAGCGGUGCAGAAAAUGAUGAUCAGAGUGCGGCAGAAGACGGGGUGAUGACUGAAGAGGUAUCUGAAACAGCCAAAGAUGAAGAUGCUGAAGAGGGAGCUACGAGCGAGCCUGAAUCUGAGGUGGACAAAGAACCAAGAGCCAGUGGUGAAGAGGAGACUCCUGUCACUAGCGGAGAUGAAAAUGAUGGUGCUACUUCAAAAGAAGAUGACACAGCCAUGGAGGUUGACGACGUUUCUGCGGAAGCUGAAGAUGACAAUUCAUCCUUAGUGGACACCAAGACAGCCACGAGUGAGGAUGAAGCAAAGGAAGUUGAAGAAGGGACAGUCAACGAAGAUCAGAAUAUUUCUUGUACCAGUGGAAAUGAAAACGAAGAUGCUGACGAUGAGAAUACUACAGAGAAGGACUUGUCAGCCACGAGCCAAGACGACGCCAAGGACGAGACUGCUGGAGACGAGGCAACUCUACCUGAUGGAGAAGAGGAGGAUGCCGAAGAAGCAGAUGAGACAUCCACCUAUAAUCAAACCUCUGAUCAAGCAGAGGAUGAGGAGGGAGGGACACUCACUGCAGAUGAGGGAGGAGAUGACGAGGUUGUCGAAAAGUCCGUGGAUGAAGAAGAUCCAGAUGAAGAGCCAGGUGAAGAGACUGUAGGAGUAGAACAUGCCACUGAAAGUCAAGAAGACUGUGAAAAAUCAGAAGAUAACGAUCUGGAUGACACCACGGCAAACGCAAGCGAACAUGAAGAAGACGAGGUUGCGGACAGAACUGAGGAUGAUGGUGGUGAAGACGAUGCUGAAGAAGAUCUGGAUGCUAAUGAAGGUGCCGAUGAAGAGUCGGCAUUGUCUGAAAAAGAAUCUGAGAACACCUCUAAAGACGAAGAUGCAAUUACUAAUGAAUCGGCGUCUGAAGAGCCAGAAGCAGAAGAAUCAGGAGGAACUGAUGAUGAAGAAGCAUCAGGUGGUGGUUCCACAGAGGCUGCUGUAGAAGAGGAGGGAGGAAACAACGAAGAACAGGAAGAUGAAGUUGGAGGAGAAGAACAAAAUGACACGGGAAAGGACGAUCAAGAUGAGAACAAUGACGAAACGAAUAUCGAUACUUUGGAAGCAUCUGAAAAGGAGGAGGAAGAGCCCGAAGUCACCAAUGUUGAAAGUCAAGAAGAUAUAAGCGAUCUGGGGGCAGAAAAUCAAGAACCCAAUGAACCAAGUGAAGAGGGAGAAAAUGAAGAUGACGAUGAAAAAGAGGAGGAACCCGAGGUGACCACUGAAGACGUUCAGGAUGAUGUGACGGAUCAGGAAGCUGAAAAUGAGGAAAACAAUGACGCAAGUGAAGGAGAUCAAGAUGAAGAAGAAACAAACAAAGACACUUUGGAAGCAUCUGAAAAUGAGGACGAAAAACAGAUCAAGGAUGAAAGUAACGAAGAUGGAAGUGAACUGGAAUCAGAAAACCAAGACGGCAACGAAGCAAGUGAAGGAGACAAUGAAGAUGGCGAUGAAAAAGAGGAGGAACCCGAGGUGACCACUGAAGACGUUCAAGAUGAUGUGACAGACCAGGAAGCUGAAAAUGAGGAAAACAAUGACGCAAGUGAAGGAGAUCAAUCAAAUACAAAUGACGAUCAAGAUGAAGAAGACACAAACAAAGACACUUUGGAAGCAUCUGAAAAUGAGGACGAAGAACAGACCAAGGACGAAAGUAAUGAAGAUGGAAGUGAACUGGAAUCAGAAAAUCAAGACAGCAACGAAGCAAGUCAAGAAGGAGACAAUGAACUAGACGAAGAUCAAGAAGAAGAGGAAGAACCCCAGGUCUCCAACAACAACGAUCCAGAUGGUGUUACCGAUCUGGGAGAUGAGAAUCCGGAAACCAACGAAGCAAGCGAAGAAGACCCCCCGAAUGAUGAUGACAACCAAAAUGAAGAAGAACCAAAUGGGGAAACUUUGGAAGCAUCUGAAAAAGAGAAAGAAGAACCCGACGUGACCAAUGAGGAAGACAAUGAAAAAGACGCUGAUCAAGAAGAUGAAGAACCCGAAGCGAGUCCAGAAAACAACGAUGAUCCAGAUGAGGCAGCUGAUCUGGGAACUGAAAACGAGGAAGCCGAUGAAGCAUGUGAAGAAGACCAACCCAAUGAUGAUGCCCUCCAAGAUGAAGAAGCAAAUGGAGACACUUUGGAAGCAUCUGAAAAUGAGAUGGAAGAACCUGAAGUGCCCAACGAGGAAGAUCCAAAUGAGGAAAACGACGAAAUAAAUGAUGAUCAAGAAGAGGAAGAAACUGAAGUGAAUCCAGAUAACGAAGAUCUGGAUGAGGUAGCUGAACUGGGAACUGAAAACGAGGAAAACGAUGAAGCACGUGAAGUAGACCAAACAAAUGAUGAAGACCACCAAGAUGAAGAAGAAGCAAAUGAGGAGACUUUGGAAGCGUCUGAAAAAGAGAUGGAAGACCCUGAAGUGGCCAAUGAGGAUGAACCAAAUGAUGAAAACGAAAUAAACGACAAAGCUGAAGAAGACGAAGAACCUGAAGUGAAUCUAGAUCAGAACGAAGAGCUGGAUGAGGUGGUCGAGUUGGGAACUGAAAACGAAGCUGGCAAAGAAGGACUACCGGAAGAUCGAGACGGCAAGGAAACAAACGAAGGAACCUUCGACGCCUCUGAAAAAGACGCACAAGAACGCAAUUCCGCCGAUCAGGGCGAUUCGGCGGAUGGCGAGGACGAAGCGGAAUCCGAUGACGGUGAAGACGAAGCGGACGAUGAGCGUGACUUCAUCCCUGGCAAACCGGCCAAUCAGGUGUCUGCUAACACUGGCGUCGAGGAAAUGUCAACGUUAAAAGUAAACGCUGCUUUGAAAAAAGCCAAAGCUGAAUCCGAGGAUGGCGUCUACGCGGACGGCGAAGACUCCGACGCGUGAACUUUAACGGCAAGUGGGACAUGGGAUGCAGUCUUGGGGUGGUCCUUGGUGGACCCCUUCACUGUGUAUACCUCCACUAUAUUCAAGCAGCACAACCCAAGACCUCCAUGAUGAGGCAGCUACAUAUUACAUCAGCUCGUUGAGGCAACAGACUCAAUCAAAAAACUAAAAAAAAAAAAAAAACAUGUUUGAGAACUGUACUCAGAGUUAAGCUGAAACUGUUUAGAUUGUUUUAAUGAAUCCGAUUUGAUGGCCAAUGAGUAUAUAUUUUUUGCACAUAUGUAAUCAGUAACUUCAUUUUUCCGUCCUUUUAAAGUUUCGGUUCCAAUUUUGAGAAUAUAAUACUGUAUAUGUUCUAGUUAACUUGAUAUUUUUAAAAAGUUAACAUCAGGCUGAUAUCGUAGCCAAGUAUGUAUGAAAACUAUGAAAGAGGUAGGUGGUACCUCAAGUUGAUGUAAAAAGCACAGUUUGUCUGGAAAUAAAAAGCAUAUGCACUUUAAAAUACUUAACUGCAGUCAUUAUUUUAACAAAAAAGUAAAUUGAAGAAGUGUGCAUUGAAUUCUCGGGAGUCAUUUAAAGGAACACUUUAUAACUUUUCAGUUUUGGUUGACUUUAGCGAUGCCGGCGGACAAAAGCGGUAGUGUUUCACCUUAAAGUGCCUGUGACAGCAUAAAAAAAAUCUUAAAUAUAUAUACUGAUACUGUACAAUAAACACAUUAAGCUGAAUAAAUACAAAAAAAAAUCCUUAAAUUCCGGCGAGAGAGAAAAAAAAAAAGACAGAAAUGAAGCAUUAUUUGUCCAAAGAGCAUGAGUGCCCUCUUGUGGAGAAAAUAGUUCCUAGUUUGAAUAGUGAAUAGUUAUUUUGUAUAUACUAUAAUUAAAAGAAUCACGUCUCCGGUUUUCCGUGGUCAAUCGGAGACAAAUAACAACUGGGAGAGAGGUUAAAAUCCACGCUUUCGAGUAAUGUUGAGGGCAGCGCUCUAUAUCAAAUACUUCAUUUUUUACAGUGCUUUAAAGACACCACAUGAUUGAAUAGGUUGGCAUGAAGAUAGAACGGCAAGCUUGCUUCUGGUUGGGUGUAAUGGAGUCAUGUGAUUAUUGUUGCGACGUCUCGGUGAAAUCGAGUGAGCUUCUCUUAGCAUUGCUGGCUAAAAAAAGAAUAAAUCUAAUAUGUACUGUAGAAGCGGAAAAAUGUAAGAGUUUUUUUCUUCACAAAUCUACUCAAGUAAAAGUAAAAAGUAGGGCUGUCAAACGAUUAAAAUGUUUAAUCAAGUUAAUUACAGCUUAAAAAUUAAUUAAUCGUAAUUAAUCGCAAUUCAAACCAUCUAUAAAAUAUGCCAUAUUUUUUUGUUGGAAUGGAAAGAUAAGACAAGACGGAUAUAUACAUUUAACAUACGGUACAUAAGUACUGUAUUUGUUUACAAUAAAUCAAGAUAGCAUUAACAUUAUUAACAUUCUCUUAAAGUGAUCCAUGGAUAGAAAGACUUGUCGUUCUUAAAAGAUAAAUGUUAGUACAAGUUAUAUAAUUUUAUAUUAAAACCCCUCUUAAUGUUUUCCUUUUAUUAAAAUUUGUAAAAUUUUCAAUCUAAAAAUAAAAAAGUAGCUCACCAUUGUUGAUGUCAAUAAUUACACAAUGCUCACUCAUGGUAGUAACCCAUAAAAUCAGUUGGACCAAAGCGCCAGCGGAGGACGCCAAACACCAAAAAACAAGUAACAAACGGACAUUACACUGUACUGUCAUUUUAAUCUGUUUGAGCGGGACAUGUGCGUUAAUUGCGUCAAAUAUUUUAACGUGAUCAAUUUAAAAAAUUAAUUACCGCCCGUUAACGCGAUAUAUUUGACAGCCCUAGUAAAAAGUAUAGCUUAGUAAAACUACUUUUAGAAGUACAUUUUUAUCAAAAAGUUACUCAUGUAACGGAGUACAUGUAACACAUUACUAACCACCUGUGGUGUUGCUUUAAAUCGAUAGUUAACAUUCUUGGACCCACAAUGAACUACAUGCUGGCUCCAAUUAACAUUGAACAAUAACCUACAAACCCCAUUGGGUCCGACUUACAUUAAACCUGGACCCACAAAAUACUACAGUACUAGUACAGUAUAUUCUAUUCUAAUUACAUCAUAUUACUAGAAAAAUGUUCACCCCUUUUGACCUAAUAUUUGACCAAAAACUUCGCAUGAAAUCCCUUUUACAAAUGUAUACAAGGUUCUUUUCAUAUACACAUCAUUCACAUUUAAAUGGACUAUUUGUGAAUUUUAGAGUUAAUUUAAAAUCAUUUUCUACCAUUCGAUCACUGCCAGCCCCCCAGUCAAAUUGGAUUGGACGCCUAUCGCCGUCAAGGGCAGUGAAACAUGAUCAGUUCAUGAGU